This is a messenger RNA of Suillus plorans, 957 nucleotides long. RefSeq names its product mitochondrial carrier domain-containing protein. NCBI's taxonomy places the organism in Eukaryota, Fungi, Basidiomycota, Agaricomycetes, Boletales, Suillaceae. Gene Ontology annotation, biological process: fumarate transport; succinate transport; transmembrane transport. The transcript is spliced from 6 exons. The record is from RefSeq and is a predicted model, not a curated record. Bases 1 to 957 code for a protein of 318 amino acids.
AUGUCAAGAAAUGGGGACAAGAAGCCGGUAGGCUUCGCUACACAUAUCACGGCUGGAGGGAUCGCUGGCGCGAUGGAGGCGAUAUGCUGCCAACCACUCGACACCAUAAAGGUGCGGAUGCAACUCUCCAAAUCCGGGAUGGCCCCUGGGACAAAACCACGAGGAUUUUUGGCGACAGGUGUUAUGAUCGUUAGACGCGAGACUCCAUUAGCAUUAUACAAGGGCCUCGGCGCUGUUCUUUCCGGAAUAGUCCCAAAGAUGGCCAUCCGAUUUGCCAGCUUUGAGACCUACAAAGAAUGGUUAGCAGAUAAAUCAACAGGAAACACCAGGGUGGGGAAUAUCUUCAUCGCUGGGCUCGCCGCUGGGACGACCGAGGCGGUCGCGGUCGUCUGUCCAAUGGAAGUGGUGAAGAUCCGUCUGCAGGCGCAACAACAUUCGCUCGCUGAUCCGCUGGAAGCUCCAAGAUAUCGUAAUGCGGGUCAUGCGGUGUAUACGAUCAUACGUGAAGAAGGUUUUUCGGCCCUUUAUAGAGGCGUCUCGCUCACUGCUUUACGGCAAGCUACUAAUCAAGGCGCGAACUUCACUGCAUAUCAGGAACUUAAGAAAUUGGCACACACAUACCAGCCGGAUUUGAAGGACUUACCUUCAUACCAACACAUGAUUAUUGGACUCAUAUCAGGUGCUAUGGGACCCUUCUCGAACGCUCCGAUAGACACGAUUAAAACUCGAUUGCAAAAGGCCACGUAUGAACCAGGAACCACAGCGUUUGAGCGGAUCGCAGCGAUAGCAAAGGAUAUGUGGAAACAGGAAGGCGUCCGGUCGUUCUACAAAGGGAUUACGCCGAGAGUUCUGCGAGUGGCUCCCGGACAGGCGAUCGUGUUCGCUGUGUAUGAAAAAGUGAGAGGGAUCAUCGAGACGAUGAAAGUUUCACCGUCGCAAGAUCGGUACUCGGAGUGA